Fraxinus pennsylvanica is the source of this 1659-nucleotide messenger RNA. Lineage: Eukaryota; Viridiplantae; Streptophyta; Magnoliopsida; Lamiales; Oleaceae. The record is from the annotation of a GenBank genome assembly.
AUGAGCUGCAGCAGCAUCAGUAAUGACUGCAAAGAACUGUCUGCUGAUUCAGCUUUGUUUGAUGAAGGUGGCAAUUAUGGAGGGAGCUCAAAUGGAGGAGGAGUUGUUCUGAAGAAAGGGCCAUGGACCUCUGCGGAAGAUGCAAUUUUGGUGGACUAUGUGAAGAAUCAUGGAGAAGGUAACUGGAAUGCAGUCCAGAAACACUCAGGGCUUUCCCGGUGUGGUAAAAGCUGCCGUCUCCGAUGGGCUAACCAUCUGAGGCCAAAUUUGAAGAAAGGUGCAUUUACUCCAGAGGAAGAGAGAUUAAUCAUUGAGCUACAUGCUAAGAUGGGUAACAAAUGGGCUCGAAUGGCUGCGCAUUUGCCUGGACGUACAGACAAUGAGAUAAAGAACUACUGGAAUACUCGAAUCAAAAGACGUCAACGUGUUGGCUUACCGUUAUAUCCUUCUGAAUUAUGCUUGCAAGCAAUUCAGGAGAAUCAACAAAAUCUAAAUGCACCUGGAAUACCUGAUGGAGAUACAGGAUGUCAUGAUCUCUUGCAAAGUAAUGGUUGUCAGACACCUGAUGUGAUGUUUGAUAGUUUAAACACCAAUCAGGGAGUCUUACCAUAUGUGCCAGAAUUUCCAGAUGUUUCUGCUAGUAGCUUGUUGAUGAAAGGUUUUAAUUCUCAGUUUUAUAGCUUUAUUCCUCGUAUGACAAGACUCCAGAAACGAACUCGAGAACCAGAUGAGUUUAUAUCAUGGUAUAGCAACAGUACUUUAGAUGAUACUCCCCCAUUUGAUAGGGAUCAAAAUGAUGGUUAUCAAAAUAAAACAUCUCCACUAGUAGUUCCAUGUUUUCCAUACAACCCUGAUCCAGUCACCAAGAAGCUAUUAUCUUUUGGUGUAAAUCACAGCCAUUCUAUAUUAAAUGGCAACUUCUCUGCUUCUAAGCCCUCAGCAGGUGCUAUGAAGUUAGAACUCCCUUCACUCCAACAUCAAGAAACCAGUUUAGGUCAGUGGAGAUCACCUCCUCUGCCCCCUGUACUUGAAUUAGUGGAUUCUUUCAUCCAGUCUCCCCAAUCUGUGCCCCUGCCACCAGAUUGUCCUUCGCCUCGGAGCAGUGGACUAUUGGAAGCUUUAGUUUAUGAGGCGAAUUCAAUGGGCAAUUCAAGGAAUCAGUCUUCUGAAAAGAGUACGAGUUCAUCUAAGAUUUCUUGUAAUAAUGUAACUGACAGUUCUGCUUUGAAAACAUCCUCCACAGUGUUCGGAGGCUAUCAUGACCCUAAGUCCCCAUUGGGUAAUUCAACGGGUUCAAUUUUAAGCGAGUGCACUCCUACGAGUGCCACUGGAAGUUCACUGGAAGAAAAUAUAUCCUGUAUCGAACAAAAUUGGAUCCUGGAUGAAGAGAGUAGAGAAAAUCUGAAUCAAUUGCAUUUCUCCAGGCCUGAUGCUUUACUCGGGUCAUGUUGGAUUGAGCAGAGUGCUUUCUGUUCAAAGGAACAUGGCACUGUGACGGAUGAUAUAACAGCCCUCCUUGGAGAUGAUUUAGGCACUGAAGUAAAAGAUACGAACCCUGGAACUUCUGCUUUGGGUUCUGAAUGGGGUCUUACCUGGAAUAAUAUGCCUGCUGUCUACCAAAUAUCUGAACCUUCCAUGAAUAAUGCUCUUUACAAUUGA